AUGCUGAUGGAGCUCACAGACAAUGAUGUUUCAGGUGCCGUCAGCCUCAUUUCCUUCCUAGUGCGCUGUGAACAGGCGCCCUUCGAGAUGCAGUCUGCUGCGGGUCAGUGCCUCGUGCAGCUGACAACAGCUGACUCAGUCUUCCUCUCGAAGACACAAGAAGGCAGUGAGGAUUGGCAGAAUGAGCAGAUCACCAAACUUACCGGCAUGCUGAAUCGUCAUGUGAACGGGUUAAUCAAGGGCCUCAUCCAGUUCGACAUCGUUGAAGCCUUUGGGCGCUGCAUUUGUCAACAUCAGAUGAGCCACAGCCGCACCGACAUCAUAGUGAAGUAUUUCCUCACCACAAUCCACAACUGCCUACUGUACUGCUCCGAGAACCAGAAAAAGUUACGGCAGCAUUUAGCUACUCAGAGCACUAUUGUGCAGGAUAUCAUGAUCCCUUACGUCUACAACAUUCUGCCGGCGUUGUAUGAUAAUCCUGCAUGUGGUCCUUCGCUCAUCGAAUGGCAGAACCUCAAGGCAACCUUGCAGACCUUUGUAGUCGUUACCUUCAACAUUAACGUUUACCGGCCGCAGCUGAGAGAUUCUGAUAUGAUCCCAAAGUUGUGCGAGGUGCCCCGGAUCCUGACUCAUGUGUCGAUGUUGGAGCUGCUAAUUAAGCUGGCUAUCAACGUUGACUACACCAAAGGACCGUUCUGUGAGAUGCUGACGCAGCUCUUUCAGGGAGCCUUUGAGCAGCUUGCGCCUGAAAGCCAGGCUCGACUGCAGCGACGGCUAACCUGCGAGCAAAGCAUGCGGCUGCCAUUUACACGUUCAUCCUUGAAGGCUUGCGAGCUGCUGUCCUUCGCGCUGGCGACCCCUGAGCAGGCGCCACCAGAAGCAGCAGCAGCGGCGGUGAAACAUACCCGCCGAAAGGGCAAGUGGCGGCAUGGCAAGCAGAGAAGAAGAAAGAAGCUCUUUGCCAUGCAGGCGUCUCAUCAAAACGACGAGGAACCUGAGGCAGACGAUGAGCAGGGUGAUGAGGAGGAGUCCGACGAGGAUGACAUGCCACCGCUGAUCCCAGCAGAUGGUGGUUGGGAAAGCCACUUGGGUGUCGCAGAUGAGGCUGGUGUGCCGCAGAAAGCGGUGUGUCAACUCAGCGGUGCUUUGAUGCACGAUCCUGUGAGCACACCAGACGGAUAUCUUUUCGAAAGGGCUGCAAUAGAGGAUUGGAUGAGCCAACAUGGCUCGAACCCCUUGACUGGUGCCCCCCUGGCUAUGGAUGAUGUCAUGGAUAGACAAGACAUCGCAAACUUCAUCCAGGGCUUUCAGAUGCAGAUGCUCUCAGUGUCUCAAGUUGCACCGGAAGUUGUGGAUAGACCCAAGGAGGAGGCUCCUGUGGAAGAAGUUACAUCGUCGGGGCCAGCACCACCCCCCACCAAGCCGGUCCAGACUGGCCCAUCUUUGCUUGGGGAUUUGCCUUCAUUGGUGAAGCAAGAUUCAAAAACUGAGAAGAAGGAGAAGCACAAAAUCCGGAUCGAAUCCAGAUCUGUGGUCGAGUGUCCAGAGGACAUGAGGUGUGCAAUAGACGGAAAGGUCAUGGUGAAUCCAGUUCAAUCUCCUUAUGGGCACUUCUUUGAAAAGAAGACCCUAGAGAAGUGGUUCGCCAACUGUGGAUCCGUCUGUCCGAUCACGCAGAAAGCCUUGCGAAUGGACGAGUGUCAAGGGGAUCCGGAAAUGAAGAAGAGGAUAGUUAAGUUUCUAAAGGGCCACCACGUGUGA
Messenger RNA from Durusdinium trenchii, 1761 nucleotides. The record is from the annotation of a GenBank genome assembly. Lineage: Eukaryota; Dinophyceae; Suessiales; Symbiodiniaceae.